Galendromus occidentalis (western predatory mite) is the source of this 1203-nucleotide messenger RNA. Its product is annotated as solute carrier family 22 member 8-like. Bases 25 to 1203 code for a protein of 392 amino acids. The transcript is spliced from 2 exons. Gene Ontology annotation, molecular function: transmembrane transporter activity. Gene Ontology annotation, cellular component: membrane. The record is from RefSeq and is a predicted model, not a curated record. NCBI's taxonomy places the organism in Eukaryota, Metazoa, Arthropoda, Arachnida, Mesostigmata, Phytoseiidae. Gene Ontology annotation, biological process: transmembrane transport.
CGGGCCUGGGCACAGAGUGCGUUGAUGCUCGGCAUCAUGGUGGGGAAUUUCAUGUUUUCGCAUAUCUCUGAUUGGUAUGGUCGUAGAACGACGUGCCUCUCCUCCAAUUUAUGCAUUCUCGGAGGCGGCAUAGCGUGCUCUUUGGCGCCAUCGUUCCCGAUCUGGAUUUCCACGAGGAUGGUCACAGCUUUUGGACUGGGUGGGAACCAAAAUGGACCCAUAACCUUAAGUAUGGAGUCGACGAACCCAAAAGAGAGAGCCCUCCUGGCUCUGGGGGCGAAUUUCGGCUGGGUUAUGGGUAUGAUAAUCCUUCCUGUUUUCCCUCUCUUCAUCCACGAUUGGAGGUUUUUCCAGUUUGCAAUUAGUCUCUCGUCGAUACCUAUGUUAGUAUUGAUCUGGCUGGUAGACGAAUCGCCGCGAUGGUUGAUCGCGAUGCGUAAGGUAGACCAAGCAAAGACCGUUUUGACGCGGAUUCUGGUCCGAAGCGACAUGCAGGAAAUGACUGACGACCUCGAUGAGAUUCUGUCGAGGGCUCUUGCUGAACAGAGUAGAGCGACUCUAGCCGAGUCCAGAGUGACACUGGCGAAUCUGUUCGAAGCGUGGACGCCUGCCAUAACGACAUCGAUCUUCUUCAUUCUCUUCCCGAUAAGCACGUUUGUCUAUUACAAUCUUUUGUAUGCCAUCCUAGCUCUGGACACGGAUGGUUUAUUCGCAAAUCAACAGUGGGCUGGGAUUUUCGAAAUUCCCACCCUCAUCCUGAUUUAUCCCUCCGUGAAGUACUUCAAUCGGAGAACUUUGCACUGCUUCACAAACUCUGUAACCGUCAUCUGCUGCGCGCUUCUCUCCAUGUAUCCGGACGCCGAUUCUGUGACCCUUAUGAUCUUGGCAACGCUCGCCAAAACUGGGGUCCAGAUCGCUUCCUCUGUUCUAGGCAUUCACGUUAAUGAGAUAUACCCUACGAGAAUGAGAGGUUUAGCGCUCGGGUCCUGUGUCACAGCGUCCCGUAUUGGGUCCAUACUUUCACCAUUCUCGCACGAACAAGAUGUCUUCGACGAAAACAUCCUGAAUUCAGUGGCGUCGCUCGUGGCCUUGAUGCUGUCUACUCGAUUGAAGGAAACCUAUGGCAAACCGCUGCCCGACAAAUUCGAGGACAGCCAGGAUGAACAAGACAAGGUCUCACACCGGAGGAUAUGUGACUGCUGA